Molecule: messenger RNA, 2343 nt
Organism: Suillus subalutaceus
Lineage: Eukaryota; Fungi; Basidiomycota; Agaricomycetes; Boletales; Suillaceae
Exons: 12
Coding region: 1-2343 (780 amino acids)
Source: RefSeq, a predicted model, not a curated record
AUGCCAGCUUGCAAAGAUGUGGUCACUGGCUCCCUACUACAUUCAGGUCUGAACAAGCACAUCGCGAAUUCACUUACCUGCCGCCAGAAAUGGCAGGAUCGCCUCCAAAACUUCAGCAUCAAUGUGUUGACCUUGGUGGCAGACCACCAGUUGAGGACAAUACAAACAAAGAAACGUACUCACCUCCACAUCCAGGGUUCGGUCGAGUUCGAUCAAGACCAUGUUCAGAGUCGCAGUGUCCAGAUUGAAGAGGUCACCGAUGACCCUGGUCCUGUCGGGACAUGGUGCUGGGUUGAAGAGUACCCUGAUGAGAUGUUAGCUGGUGCACCAUGUCGUCCUGCUGAAGACAUUGUGCCCACCAAGUUUGACACCAUCAAGGAUAACCAAGAAGCAAAUGGCGAGAGUGUUUGGGGCCCUUUCAAUGACGAGGAGGAAUGGGAAUUAGCUAGGUGGUUGAUCCAAAAUGUUGGGCAAAACCAAACCGAUGAAUUUCUAAAGCUUCCUAUUGUUCGAAAUCAUGCCCAGGUUACAUACCCAAACAACCGCUCCUUCUUGAAAAAAAUUGACGCACUGCCUACAAAAGGACCUGAAUGGCACUGUGACCUCAUCAAGGUGGCAGGAGACAUUAUUGCCAGUGGAUGGACAGGGGAGGUAAUAGCCGAAUUUAUGAUGAAAUGUGGUCAGGGGGACUGGUGGUGGGACAUGCAGGGCAAGCUGCCGAAAGGAGCAACGAUAGCACCAGUCAUCCUUGCGUCCGAUAAAACAAGCCUCUCACAGUUUAGAGGCGACAAAUCUGCAUGGCCAGUAUGCAUGGAGCCAUUUUGCUUGGCUACCUCCCAGCAACAAAGCUUGACUGCUUUAGCAAAGGAACUCGGUCCAUUGCAGGGUAUCGGCUGUUUCAUGAAUCCCCUGAUCGAAGCCGGCAAGGAGGGUGUAGAGAUGAAAGUUUCUGUCCUAAGUGUCGUGUUCACAGAGACAGCCGUGGUAAACCUCUGGCUUCACUCCUACGAGAUGAAGCGCCACCUUGACUAUGCUGGAACACAAGCGAACAGGUCGCAGGAUCUUCCUUACUCCGAUAUCUUUGGUGCGAUCACACCCGAUAUUCUGCACCAAUUGCACAAGGGCGUGUUUCAUGAUCACCUGUUGAAAUGGUGCACCAAAAUCACAGGAGAAAAAGAGAUUGAUGAACAUUACCAAAAGAUGUCCAAUUAUCCAGGUCUCUGCCACUUCUCGCAGGGCAUCUCCCUUGUAUCUCAAUGGACAGGGACAGAGCAUCGGGAGAUGCAACGAGUCUUCAUGGGUGUGUUAGCUGGGGCGGUUCAACCAACAGUUAUUCAAGCAGCACGUGCCGUCCUCGAUUUUAUAUACUACGCACAAUUCCACGCCCAUACAUCUCAGUCUCUUGAUGCCCUAGAGUCUGCGCUGCGCGAAUUUCACAAUCACAAGCAUAUAUUCGUGGAUCUGGGGGUGCGUAAUGACUUCAAUAUUCCAAAAAUGCACUCAAUGCAACAUUACGUGGCGUCGAUCAAGUCUCGUGGCUCCGCAGAUGGAUUCAACACUGAAUUCCCCAAACGCCUCCACAUCGACUUCACAAAAAAUGUGUAUCGAGCAACAAACAAAAAAGACUAUGUUGUGCAGAUGACGAAGUGGUUAGCACGACAGGAAGCAGUGGACCAAUUCGUGGCUUACCUGGACUGGAGGUUGCAGAGAAAGAUGGAUGAUGAGGAAGCCGAUGGCGAUGUUGACGAUGUUGAAGGUGGCAUAGCGCUGAAUGCGGAUGUACCCGAGCCACAGCCGCCAACAGUUGAUUAUAUUGCCCAGACAUUUGGGGCGGUCAAUUUCUUUACUGCACUCACCCAAUACCUGAAUCGAACUCCACCACCCCAAAAUCCAGCCACCCCCCACAAGUACCGUUGUCAGUCUGUCAUUUGGGACAGUGCAGUCCAUAUGUCGAAGUCCAUGGACUGCAUCCGUGCAGUGCUUUACACCCCUCCUUCUGGUCGGUCAGCUGGUUCGCCAGGACAAUUUGAUACAGUCCUGGUGCAAACAGAAGGUACUACUAAUGUACACACUCAGGGGACUGCAUUGGAAGGUCUUCAAGUUGCGCAAGUCCGCCUGAUAUUUGACUUACCAAUGCACCUGCGCACUACUGGACAGCCUUUCCACCUUGCACUCGUUGAAUGGUUCAAUCCCUUCCGGGCACGCGAUGCAUUGUUGCAGCUGCACACAGUCUCGCGUUCUUAUGCGGGUCAAGCUCCUCGCACUGAGGUGAUCCCCAUCAGUCAAAUUUCUCGGAGUUGUCAUCUUAUACCUAAGUUCGGCACACAUGUCGACCAAACGUGA